Papilio polytes (common Mormon) is the source of this 582-nucleotide messenger RNA. RefSeq lists its product as uncharacterized. The transcript is spliced from 3 exons. Gene Ontology annotation, biological process: G protein-coupled receptor signaling pathway. The record is from RefSeq and is a predicted model, not a curated record. Bases 157 to 582 code for a protein of 141 amino acids. Lineage: Eukaryota; Metazoa; Arthropoda; Insecta; Lepidoptera; Papilionidae. Gene Ontology annotation, molecular function: G protein-coupled receptor activity.
CCGUUUAUUCAGUUGUCACCCGACAGCCGAGCGAGAAAGACGCGAUCACAUCGAUCAGCGUGUUCUCAAAACUUUACGCGAAACUAAACUGCAGUUAUAAACGAACUGAGAGUGUUAGAUGUGUGCGUAGUGUUUGUGUAUAGUGAUGACUUUUGAAUGGAUCGAUCGGCAUCUAUGUCUCCUGGACGUGCUCUAAUGUCAGAGGGGAUGGAAGCCAAAGACCGGCUUGUUGAAGAAAUCUUGCUGCUUGCACUCUUCAUAGUGUCGACCGCGGCCAAUUCCUUGGCGUUGCUGGUCUUCUGUCGACGACCUGGAUUAAGGACUAUUUCCAAUCGGUUUGUAAUAAAUCUAUUGGCGACGAAUCUAUUGACGACGUGUCUGUUGGCGCCCGCGCUGUUCGGCGAGCACUCUGCGCACGGGGGCCCGGGCGCCGCUGCGUGGACACUAAAAGGCAAUGAUACAUACUUAAAAAGGUUAGCUCCUGUCUUCCAUAUGCUGUCAUCGAUUGAACGAGCCAUCACCAUCUCCACCCAUCGUGCUGCUGAGGCGAAGACUGACUCAACUCCAGUCUACAAAAGCUAA